Molecule: messenger RNA, 4532 nt
Organism: Venturia canescens
Lineage: Eukaryota; Metazoa; Arthropoda; Insecta; Hymenoptera; Ichneumonidae
Gene: HnRNP-K
Product: Heterogeneous nuclear ribonucleoprotein K
Exons: 12
Coding region: 797-2170 (457 amino acids)
Biological process (GO): regulation of mRNA splicing, via spliceosome; regulation of transcription by RNA polymerase II
Cellular component (GO): cytoplasm; nucleus
Molecular function (GO): mRNA binding
Source: RefSeq, a predicted model, not a curated record
GAUCGAUAUACUCGUCAGCAGGCACGCCAGGGUGCCUCAAGUUUGAGAGGAGCGUCGCCUCACGCAUGUCACGCAUCCCCCAUUUUAUCGUUUUUUCUCUUUAUUUUCGUCGCUAACUUUUCCUCCAUUCUCUUCUGUCUUGCUUUUAUUAUUUCUUCGUUAUUUAAACUCUCAAUUUCCUCUUUUCACCCUCUCCUCGGCAGCCCCCGAGAUGAAUUACUGAUCUCAUUCGCGUGACCGCCUUAUUUCCAGUUCUUUUUCUACCACCAGACUUUUUCAAACUCCGUGCCCGUUCAUCAACCCGCUGCUAGUGUCGUUGGUGCGCGAUUCUUUUUAUUCUCGAUCCCCAGUCUCACGCGACUUUAAUGAUCAGUGGAAUUCCACCCGAGUCCAAAUUCCUCCAUGUUUUUUUCGACUCAUUUUCCCGUCCAACGGUUCGCGUGGUUUUGGAAAUAUUUAUGUGAAUAUUAGUGAAGGGGUGACUAACGAAACUGUUCGGAGACCCUUCGGAGGGAUGCGAAUAAAUUUUUAAUUCGCUGUGUCGUUGUGCUUCGAACGAAUUUUCGAGUGUGCCGGCUCGCCGGACUCCGAAAUAUUGCAGUUCCGCGUUUUAUCUCUUUUCUUUUCCAACCCCCUCGAGUGGACAAGAACGUUCUUCUAUUCUUCUUCUCUUCUUUCUACCCCACCCCCUACCUCCAACCGGAUUGAGCCGAGCACACGAGGAACCAGACGGACCAAGAACGUACGGCCAAUCCACCCCAGAAGUUAGAGAAACGCGAGCACCAUUAUUGAAAUAAUGAAGAGAGAGGCUGACGCCAAUGCUAUGGCAGGGGGUCCUCAGAGUCCCCAUAAACGUUACCGUCAAGGCGACGAUGAACUUCGACUUCUCAUCCCUAGCAAGGUCGCCGGUUCGAUAAUCGGCAAAGGCGGCCAAAACAUCACGAAGCUACGCAGUCAGUACAAAGCCUCAAUCAUUGUACCCGAUUGCCCCGGACCCGAACGGGUGUUGACCAUCAGCUCGGACCUUGAUACUGUUCUACAGGUCGUGAACAAGGUCGUCCCUAACCUGGAAGAGAAUGGCUCGAAACACGGAAGCGACGAAAUUGAUGUUCGCAUGCUCGUUCAUCAGAGCCAGGCCGGCUGCAUCAUCGGCAAAGGAGGCCUCAAAAUCAAGGAACUUCGUGAGAAAACUGGGGCCAGAAUCAAGAUCUACUCGAACUGCUGUCCCCACAGCACCGAUCGCGUCAUCAGCAUCUGCGGCAAACCAGCAACUUGCAUGGAAUGCAUCAGGGAAUUGGUCGCCACCAUAAAAACGUCGCCCCUUAAAGGAGUCAACAACCCCUACGAUCCUCACAACUACGACGAUUAUUACGCCGACGAAUACGGCGGCUACGGAAGCGGCGAGGGCCAAGGAAAACCCGGUGGAUUUGGGGGACCCGGAGGCCGCGGUGGGAACGCCGGAGGCGGUGGCGGCGGCGGCGGCGGUGGCGGCGGUGGAGGCGGCGGCAUGCCGCGUCGUGACACCCGAGGCGGUGGACCACCGGACAUGAACAGAGCUUUCCCACCCCCUCCGAGAGGCGGACCCCGCGGCGGAGGCGGCGGCGGCGGUGGCGGAAUGUCCGGACCUCCGGACCGCGGAUACGGAGGCGGCAACGCGCGAGGAGGAAACGGUGGCGGCGGCGGUGGAGGAGGCGGAAAUUACGACGGCGGACGAGGCGGCGGCGGCGGCGGCGGCGGUGGCGGCUACACCGGAAAUCGCGGCGGACCACCACCUUACGGAGGCGGAAAUUACAACGAUAACGGAUGGGGAAUGCAAGGAAACGCACCGAACGGCCUCGGCGGCGGAAACUCGGGAAUGGGAGGACCGCCUCUCGGUGGAAACAAUCAGGGAAAUCAGGGCAACAUGGGAGGCGGAGGCGGUGGAGGCGGCGGCGGUAACAAAACGAGCACUCAAGUCACCAUUCCCAAAGAGUACGCCGGAGCAAUAAUCGGCAAGGGAGGCGCGAGGAUUCGAAAAAUCCGAUCGGACAGCGGGGCUGGAAUAACCAUAGACGAAGCUCUGCCCGGUAGCAAUGAUCGCAUUAUUACGAUAACCGGUAUUCCGAAUCAAAUACAAAUGGCUCAGUACCUGUUGCAACAAAGCGUUCAAGACAACGCCGACCAUUAUUAGUUCUCCGUGAAAGACGAGGAGAAGGAUAAGCCAGAAGAGUGAAGAAAGAAGAGGAAAAGAAUAACAUAAGAAGAUAUAAAUCAACGAUCGAUAAAAAAACGAGAAAAAGAGAGUAACUACUGAGUGAAAAAGUUGAAGAAAAUGAAGAAAAAAACACACACUAACGAACACAAACAUAAAGCCGGGGGAGCCAAAGAUGCGAUUGUAACGAUUUUCAAUUUUCAUUAUUUUUUAUUAUUAAUUAUUAAAAUCCCUCCCACCCCAAUACAAUCCUCGUAAUCUUAAUUAUUUCGUUAGCAAAAACGGUAGAGAAGAGUGCCGAUUUUUCGUGUGCGUAGAGGACGUCACAUAUCUGUGCGAAGAAAUCAUCUAAUAAAAUCGUCUCUUUCGUUCUCGCGAAUGCUUCAAUUGGAACGCAAAGAAUUUUUGAAACUCAAUAACGUCAUCAAAACUGAAACGUCCGAGAGCGAACAUUUUCAAUAUUUUUUUUAUUUGAAUUUUCGCACGUGUGUGUUCGCCGCGCCUCGAUCAAGAACGAAUAGAGGCACGAGAAUAUUUAACAAAGAGCUUUUUUUUUAGAAAUAUCGAGAAAAAAACCUACCGAAAUGGCUUUUCUUACUAAAUUUUUCCGACUUUGACCCUUUUUUGCAUCAUCGUCAUCGCGCUGUCAAGCUAAAUUGAGAGAAACAGAACAAUGGAAAAACCCGUUUUAAAGUGGCGCCAACGAAUCGUCGUUCUCCCUUUUGAUUUUCCGUUUUUUUCUUCUUUUCCAAAUUUACGAGUCCCAGUGGGAACAAAAAAUUUUUGAAAAAAACAAUUUAAAAAUUCCAUUGAUUUUUUCCACUUUUCUUUCGUCAUUACCGAUCGUGUAUCGUUUCGGGUGAACCGAUAACGCGAAAGCCCUCGACAAACGAAUCACAAAAAGUGAGAGAAAAAAACUGUUUCGCCACUUUGAAUCGAUUUUUCCAGGAUACUCUGUCACAAAGCUGUAAAUAAACGAUAAUAAAAAAACAACAACAACAACAACAACAACAACAAAAGGAACAAACACGAAAUGAGAAGAAACAAUAAACAUGCGACGAAUCAUUUAUUUUGCCCGAUUUUUUAAAUCUCCCUCAAGAGAAGAAAAAAAUACGAUCAACAAAUUGAAAUUGUACCGACAGAAAUCCCUGAUCGCAGCAGUAAACGCUUAAGAAUAUCUCGUUCGUAAGAAUUAUUAUUAAAAAUAAUAUUAAUUAUGAAUAAAGAAUAAAUAACAGAAUAAAAUAAUAAAUAAUUAAUGAUUAAGAGUGACUAAGACGAGAAAGAGACGUGAAAGUUUUGUUUUUUCUUUUUUUUUUUCUCAACAAACUCAAACGCGAGUAAUUUUAUCCUCCUCCAAAAAGAUACUUUUUUCGGCAUAAAAGUGUCGAAAGUACGAUUUUCCCUUGUUUUUUCCAGCGGCUUUUUUCCCACAUCGCAUUUUUAUCAGUUUUUCUCUGAAUUUUCCACAGUUUUCAUCACGACCAAAAACUCCCAUCGAUUUCCGCGCCGCACCAGGGAGUGACCUUUUCCCCGUUUCUAUCCUCAGGACUCAAGGGCAUUUUCACCUCCCUCCACCCCCUUUUUGUACUCCUCCUUGGCAUUAUUAAAACCAUGAGAUUUUCGAAAUUGUCGCCUUCAGCUAUUUUAACAGUUUAAGCACAGGAACGUGACGAGAGAAAAAGUCAAUCGUUGGAGCCCAAGAUCCCUCCUUUCCUCGUGACUUUUCAACGAAUUUUUCUCAUCCACUAAACAAACCAACUCAAAUAUUCGAUCCUCCAACCAGUUCGUUUGAUUUCCUCCCCCUUUUGAUACAACUCAAGUGUACAACACCCGUUGAAAUCUCGAUCGUCAGUCGUGUACCAAUCAAAAGAAUUAUGUUAAAAUAACGAUCACGAAGCAACCACAGUGAAUAAUAACUAUCGAAAAUUUUCAUUUUCAUGCAUUUCAUUCGUUAUUUUUUUUUCCUAAAACUUCGUAUAUCGAUGACCAAUUAUUUACACUGUUAAUAGCGAUAAAGAGGGCAACAAUUUUAAGGAAAUUGGCAAACGUUUGAAGGAAACGAUUCGUUUUGUUUUUUUCUCUUUUUUUUAUGUCGACGGAUCGUAAGUGCUACAAACAAAUAUCAAAUUCGUGGUUUCUCGCAAAGAACCGUAUUUAAUAAGUUUUAUUAUUAUUAUUAUUAUUAUUAUUAUUAUUGUAUUCUACAAAUAAACAACAUUUACACAACCACAUUGAUCCUUUAAACAGACCGAAACCAUGUAUUAUAAGGAUUUAAAGUUUACAAUUAUUUGUAAUAAUGAAUAAUUCUUAUUUGUCGAAUAAAAAUUAGUACAAACGA